AUGGUAUUCUAUAAAAUAACGCUUUCAAGGUCUUUGAUUGGCGUUCCUCAUACUACUAGAAGCAUCGUGAAAAGUUUGGGUCUUGGCAAGACUGGUUCGGUGGUAUACCAAAGAGUGACACCUUCAUGCGCUGGUGCGCUGGCUAAAGUCAAGGAGCUGGUCAAGGUCGAGGUCACUGAGCAAAAGUUAUCCAAGCAGGCGCAGAGAGAAUUGAGAAAAUCGAAUCCGGGGUUCACCGUGGAGAAGAGGCCGACUGCUUAA
Messenger RNA from Torulaspora globosa, 261 nucleotides. It is a transcript of the gene MRPL33, whose product is annotated as mitochondrial 54S ribosomal protein uL30m. Gene Ontology annotation, biological process: translation. The record is from RefSeq and is a predicted model, not a curated record. Gene Ontology annotation, cellular component: large ribosomal subunit; mitochondrion. The coding region runs from base 1 to 261 and encodes 86 amino acids. The transcript has a single exon. Gene Ontology annotation, molecular function: structural constituent of ribosome. NCBI's taxonomy places the organism in Eukaryota, Fungi, Ascomycota, Saccharomycetes, Saccharomycetales, Saccharomycetaceae.